AAUUUAGUUCUUCGUGGCAUUUCCGUGAUAUCACUAGUUCAAAAAAUACCGAGACAAUGGUUUUUUAUCAGUGUUUUGAGUUUUACUUUUGUACUCGGGAGAAAGUCCAGAGACUGUAAUAACACGAGAAAAUUUUUUAUCGAGUGGGUCGUGCAGUUGGUUCAGGCCGACAGUGCCAAGUCAGCCUUGCCUUGGGACAGUACGUGCCUCCCCGAGUUCUCUAUUUCUCCAGAUUAAACAAUAACUCUUGGACAAUAUUGACUAAUUGGUCAACAGUCAUUGAAUAUUCAAGGGAAUGUGAACUGUUGAUUAGACACUAAUUAUAUGAAACGAGAUAAAUCGAAGAUUCAACUGUUUCAAGAUAUCUCAGUCAACCUGUUGAUUCAAAAAAAUAGCGCGCAUAUACCUUGACACUGACGCCUGCGCACUCCUAUAAUGAAUGAUACGGGUCACGUGACACCACCACGGAGGGACUAUUGUGGUAAUGUCGCUGGUGGUUCACGCACGCAAAAUUUCAUUAGAAAGAAUCAAUUAGACUCACCGGCUUUUAUCUGCCUAUCCUGUUUCUGCAUUGUUCUUGGAUUAAUCUGCACUCUGACGAUUACUCUAUUGAUCAUCACGCAAUCAUCGCAAACACCUCACGAUCCAGAUAGUCCGCAAGCCUACUCGAGGAUGACAUCAAAAGACCAAUCAACGGACAUUAGAUUUCGUUUAUCACCAGCGGUCAAGCCCAUUGACUACGACCUCUACCUCCACCCUGACCUGGUGCAAGGUACCUUCUCAGGGCACGUAACAAUCCUCAUCCGCGUAGAAAGUAAGAGGAACUACAUAGCACUCCACCAGAAGGACCUGAACAUAACGAAAGCAAGUUUGAGGACCUUCGACCGCGAAGAGAACCACGAGAUCCCGAUAAAGGACAGAUACACAGUCGAGGCACUUGAGGAAUUGGUGGUCACCUUCAACGAGGACAUCCCCGAUGGCAUGUACCAGCUGGCUUUCGACUUCGAGGGUGCCCUCCAGCCGGACAAGAUCGUCGGCUUCUACGCAAGUCGCUAUAAGGACGAGCACGGCCAGAACAAGGUGAUAGCAACAUCGAAAUUCGAGCCGACCUACGCCAGAAGAGCAUUUCCCUGCUUCGACGAGCCCUCCUUCAAGGCCCACUUCACCAUUAAGCUUGUUCAUCCAACAGGCGAUGGCUAUCACGCCCUCUCCAGCAUGAACGCCGAGAGUGCUGUCAUCAACGAGCCCGAUCUAGGCCUGACAACGGUGACAUUCGCCAAGAGUGUGCCCAUGUCCACAUACCUCAUCUGCUUCAUAGUCAGUGACUUUGUCUCCGUAACAGCGCCAGCAAGAAAACUCAACGAAACCGAAACAUUUACCAUAAGUGUCUACACAACCAGAGCUCAGAAGGACAAAGCAGCGUUUGCUUUGGACAUUGGUGUCAAGAUCAUCGAGUUUUACACAAAGCUCUUCAGAAUUGAUUAUCCACUACCCAAACUCGACAUGGCUGCCAUUCCCGACUUUGUUUCUGGGGCCAUGGAGAACUGGGGACUGAUCACUUACAGAGAAGCGAGACUACUUUACGACAAGCAGACCAGUUCUACUGCUGAUCAAGAGGGCAUUGUUCAGGUCAUUGCUCAUGAAUUUGCUCACAUGUGGUUUGGCAAUCUAGUCACAAUGGGCUGGUGGCACGACUUGUGGUUGAAUGAGGGUUUUGCUAGUUACAUGCAGUACAAGAGUGCUGACGCCAUUCUACCGGAUUGGGGGGUCAUGAACAGAUUCUUGCCGGAAACACUUCAUCCGGUUUUUAUUACUGAUGCCAAACUCAGCUCACAUCCUAUUGUACAAACUGUUGCUAAUCCUGAUGAGAUUACUGCCAUUUUUGAUGUGAUAACUUAUAGCAAGGGUGCAUCAGUCCUCCGUAUGCUGGACAACUUCGUAGGAUCAGAAACCUUCAACUGGGGUGUAACGACAUACCUAAACCAAUUCGAAUACAGCAACGCCGAGACCGCUGAUCUCUUCCGAAUUCUGCAGACAUCAGCGGGAAAUAAAAUCAAUAUCACAGCGAUAAUGGAUACCUGGACGAGGCAAAUGGGCUUUCCCGUGGUCAAUGUCACGAGAAAAGGUACGACAUUCACCCUCACCCAGAAGAGAUUCCUAGCCGAUCCAGACGCUGUAUACGAUCCCACCGAGUCCGAUUACGGUUACAAAUGGACAAUUCCAAUUACCUACAUAACCGAUCAGAAUGCAGUACCAACGUUAAUUUGGUUCGACAAAGACGCCCCUAAACUCGAGAUCAAACUGCCCGAACCAGCCGAGUGGGUGAAGUUCAAUCACGAUCAGGUGGGGUAUUACCGAGUCAACUAUGACAUCCAGGAGUGGAAUUCAUUCGUUGAAGUGCUGCAAAGCCACCACAAGAGGCUGUCUAUUUCCGACAGAACUAGCCUUAUCGAGGAUGCCUUCAGUUUGGCUCAUGCCUGUCAGUUAGACUACACCAUUGCCUUGAGCAUGACGUCUUAUCUUGAGAAGGAGCAGAGCGCCACCCCCUGGAGGGUGGCUGCUGCCAAGCUGAAGGACAUUGAUAAACUUCUGGCGUCGACUGAUGUCUUGCCAAAGUACAGGCAAUACCUCAGGAAACUGGUGGACAGUCCCUAUCACGAUGUCACAUGGCAGGUGGACGAGUUUGAGGACCACGACACACGUAGACUGAGAUCAUCAGUUCUGAAUCUUGCCUGCACUGUUGGGCAUACUGAAUGCCUCGAUGACGUCGGCGAAAUCUUCAAGAAGUGGAUAGACGAUGUAAGAGACGUGAGGCCCCACCCGGACAUCAGGGAAGCUGUCUACAAGUAUGGAAUGAGUCAUGUUGGCAAGGAGGCUGAGUGGAACGUGAUGUUCCAGAGGUUUAUCGAUGAGACUGAUGCCAGUGAGAAACUCAAUCUCCAGCGAGGACUGGCUGGAGUCCAGUCCAGUUCGCUUCUAAGUAAAUUCAUUGGAAUAGCAGUUGACGAAAAGCAUGUGAGGUCUCAGGACACUUUCGGGUGUCUUCUGGCAAUAUCCAGGAAUCCCAUAGGUACCCCUCUAGUUUGGGACUGGGUCAGGGAGAACUGGGAGUUCUUGGUGAAACGGUACACGCUGAAUGAUAGGUAUUUGGGACAGUUGGUACCUGGAAUAGCAGCUUCUUUCGCUACUGAGAUUAAGCUGCAGGAGUUGAAGGCUUUCUUUGAUAAGUAUCCGGAGGCUGGGGCCGGGAAGGCUUACAGGGCAAGGGCUCUUGAGACUGUCGCUAAUAACAUUAAAUGGGUGAAGAUUAAUUCUGAGAAAAUUGAUAGAUGGUUGGAUUCUGUUAUCAAGUGGUAGAAUGUUGUCAGUGAAUGUUGAAAUCAAGAAUUAUCAAUUUCACUAUUCUACCAAAUUUAUGUAUGAAGUUACGAUAUUUUCUGUAUUUACCCUCCAUAUUUUGUAAUUUUUGUAAAUUAACGAGUAAUAAAUUUAAUAUUUCUAUUGACAA
Diachasma alloeum is the source of this 3508-nucleotide messenger RNA. Its product is annotated as glutamyl aminopeptidase. Gene Ontology annotation, biological process: peptide catabolic process; proteolysis. The coding region runs from base 436 to 3357 and encodes 973 amino acids. Gene Ontology annotation, cellular component: cytoplasm. Gene Ontology annotation, molecular function: peptide binding; metalloaminopeptidase activity; zinc ion binding. The record is from RefSeq and is a predicted model, not a curated record. NCBI's taxonomy places the organism in Eukaryota, Metazoa, Arthropoda, Insecta, Hymenoptera, Braconidae. The transcript has 5 exons.